AUGAAUUCUCUGCGUAACCUUGACUAUCCCCUGCAGAACCUUAGCAGCAACCAACUGGACAAGUCCGAUUCGAUUGGCUAUACGUACAAGUGCAUGGCGAGUGGUGUCUGGGGCCUGCGCUCAUCAUUGCCAUUCCGCGAGACAUUGGACCAACUCAUCAAACAAGGUGGCGAUGCCGAUACCAAUGGAGCGGUGUGCGGUGCAAUGAUUGGAUGCAAGAUUGGCUAUUCACAACUGCCAAAGGACAUGUUGGAUGCGCUUCCCAACAAGAAGUGGCUCGAUAACUUAGUCGUCCAGUUCAUCAACAAGGUAGUGCUCAAUCCCAAUCAAUCCACAGAUCUCGAGCAACAGAUACUGAAGGAGGAGGACACGACAAGUCCAUCAUCAUGUAUCAUUUCCUAA
Acytostelium subglobosum LB1 is the source of this 402-nucleotide messenger RNA. RefSeq lists its product as hypothetical. Bases 1 to 402 code for a protein of 133 amino acids. The record is from RefSeq and is a predicted model, not a curated record. NCBI's taxonomy places the organism in Eukaryota, Evosea, Eumycetozoa, Acytosteliales, Acytosteliaceae. The transcript has a single exon.